AUGUCGGAUACGGAAUCGGAUGUCGACGUCGAGGUCGACACUAUGUCCAAUUCUGAAAUUCGGGAGCUGAACAAAAAAGAAGCGAAGCAGAACGCCGAGCAGGGAGUGAACACAGUACAGAAUGCGGAAAGUGAAAUUAAGAGAAUGACAGCAAAAGGUAAAAAUGACUUGAACGAUUCUUUAAAACAAUUGGUUUUUACAGAAGUACAAGACUUCUUGGUCACCAACUCCACUUCGGUCACAAUGACUGCUGCGAGGGUUCUGCAAAUGAAAGCUCUUCAAAAUGUCGAUGCAGGGUAUUUCCAAAUUCUACAAAUCCACGGAUUCAUCAAGUUCAAUGAGUCGAUGAGACUGAAAUCGUUCCUGAAGGAGUGCAUGACACAGACAGCGUUCAUCAACCGAUUGGUAAAGUAUGCAGCGCAGUACUGUUACAAUGAGUCUAACACGAACUCGAUCAUGAAGUGGUCACAUAUGAUGAAAUGCCGGACAGAGUACGAAUGGGCAACUGCAUUCAACAAAUCGGUUCUUUCUUCUCCAGACAGGGAAACGGAACUUCUCGCGACUCAAAUCAUGCUGCUUCCGAAUCCUUCUGGAAAGCACGCUGUAAGUUUUACAAGCGUUCUUUCGCGUGUGUUUUCCGCAAUUGCCACGAAGGGCGACUUACCACCAUGCUUCGAACAUUUGAUGAAAAUCAUUUUCCGAAACGUCGAACAUAAAUUGCUGGCAAAAGCUGACCUUGAAACUAUCAUCAGAUACUAUUUGUUUGGUUGCUACGAGAAGGUUCUAGAGUGGAAACAAGUAGAGAACAAGAAAUUCGCUAGAGAAGGGGUGCUGUACAGAAAAGGUCACAAACUCAGCAUAGAAAAUGAGGCUCAGAACAAAUUCCUUGCAAUUUCUUCUCAAAUUGCUAACAACACGUUUGGAGUCAUUCAGAAUACAGAUGAGAAUGCCGCUCAAAUGUUCCUUCAAGACCCUUGCUUCGACGUUGAGAAACCAUCCGCACUCUUCAUCGAAUAUUUCCUUCAGUACACUAAAUUCGGAAUGUUCCCAGAAAGAAGUAGUGAUAAGAUGAUCGCCUGGAACUACUACUACGAUGACCGUUGGUGUGGAUACGGUCGAAAUGAUUUGUUUGGUGACAAUGCUGAACUAUCGAAUUGUAAAAAGUGGUUCGCUGACUUCAAGCAUGCUGGAGAAAUCGAGGAUCACCCCUACCAUCAACAAUUGAUCAUGACUGCUAAAGUAUUCGAUUGGAUGAGAGCCGAUCCAAAGUUAUUCGCUAAGCUCAUGGAGAAAUAUGGAUGUGAGGAUCUCAUUCGAUACUUCGCCGUGGCUCUCUCGUUCGCGGGAUCGUUCAAACAAGUCCUCGAUCUAUUCAACGAGUACAAAGACAAAGUGACAUCUCCCACUCCAUUUUACAGUAUUCGACUGUGCUACUUGUUCAGUUGUGCGCAGGUGAGUGUUGAAAAUUAUAUUUCAUGUGAAGGAAUGGCAAACGAAGCGCUCGUAGUCUGGGCAGAAGUCAUGGACGCUGCUAUUAAAGCAAACCUUCUGAGAACUCUGAAGUUCAAGAUGAAUAGUUUCCCACUUCCAUUCUUCGUUGGCAUCUCAUAUGUUGGACAGUUUGCCACUCGUCUUCUGAGGAACUGUCUGUGGUCUGCGGCGAGAAAAGAAGGUUCUGAAGGGUGGAAGAAGUACGCUACGAUCAUUCUCUACCUCUGUGACACUCUGGAAGAGACGUUUUUGAAUCAUAACAUGCCACGUGUCAUGUUCCAGCUCAUGGAAGCCAAUGAUUUACCAUUCCUGCUUCGUCCCGGACUUUCCAAAUGCUUUAUCCACCACAAAGGAUAUUGGGAUUGUCUUCACAUAGCUAGAAAGAAAGGAUGUGAGCUUCCACAAGAGAUGCUGAAUGACGUCUUCGUUCCACUCAAAAAAUACGCUGAGAACGCCAAUCCCACUGAUUUCCUGGAAGUGUACCGAAAAUUCAGAAAACUGGAUCCCAUGUUCUACGGAGUGAUGAACGAUCUUCCCAUGGAGUUGUUCAACGAAGUUGAUAAUGGAACCAAGUUGACAGUGAGGGAGGACGUGCCAGAAGCAACCCGUGAAAUCAUUGCAAAAAUUGUCGAUUUCAAUAAUGAAAGAAAUAAGGAGCUGAAAGCUGAAAAACAGAUACAGGACGAGUUGGAUCGGGAAGAAAGAAAGCGUGUCAUGAAGGAGUAUGAGGAGGCCAGAAGGGACCUCGAAGAUGAUGAGGAUGACUGGGAGAUGGAGCACAGAAUGAGAAUCCACGAGGAAACUAUUCGACAAGGACUUAUUCCGUUCUUGGCACUGGAAGAAUAUCAAAAAUACACAUACUCCAGAGGAGACCUCUCAGUGGAAAUUGAUUCAGAAGUGGAUUAUGAAAUCGAUUCUGGUGUUGAACAAGAUAAGGAGCCAGCAGUUGUGCCAAUAGUUGAACCACAAUACGCCGUCCCGAAAAUUGUUCCAAAAAUCAUGUCAGUUGCUGAGCGAACGAGAAUCAUUGACCCGAAGGAAUACAACCCAUAUAGAGACUAUGAACCGUCGAUCCGAAAUGAUUAUGAACCGCCGAUAACCCUAUCAGAGACGACAAUAACCCAAUCAGAAAUACCGAAAGGAUUGUAUUUUAUUCCGCUUAGUCAGAGAACAAGCUUCGGGUCCACUGAAAACCAUCUCGCCCACUUGAAGGAUGUCGUUGAGAAGUUGCCAUCAUUUCCAGAUUCAGAUGACCAAUCGAACGAAUCGAACGGCUAUUUUUCAUCUGAAUAUGAUGCGGAUUGUGAAAUGCCAUCCUGUUCGUCGAGCUAUGACUUGAUGUAA
This is a messenger RNA of Caenorhabditis briggsae, 2835 nucleotides long. NCBI's taxonomy places the organism in Eukaryota, Metazoa, Nematoda, Chromadorea, Rhabditida, Rhabditidae. The transcript has 7 exons. The record is from RefSeq and is a predicted model, not a curated record. Bases 1 to 2835 code for a protein of 944 amino acids.